UAAUACCACUAGAGGCACCACAGGCAAAGGCAGCUAGGCAGCAGCGGCAGAGCAGCUCCCUCGUAGUGGCGUCAUCGGACAUACUUGUUUUUUCUUAACAAUCAACGAUAUUUGUUAUAAUUAAAAUUAGACCGCUGAACAUUUAUCAAACCGCUGUGGAGUGAUAGCGUAACCGUGAUAAUUCAUUGUCAGUUUUGCACAGAUUUUGUACGGAAUGAGGCGUAAAAGCGAAAGAAACAAAUCCAAGGGAUCCCCUGAGAAAAAAGUGGAAAAAGCUACGCGUAAAUCAACGAGAAAGAGGGGAAAAAGAGCGACAUCUUCAUCCCCUGAGCGGGAAGAUGGAGAAGGAAAAUCUACAGAUGUUACUAAGACCCAGGAAAAAGUUACGAAAGACCCUACACCGCAGCCAACGACCAGGCUAAAGAUUAAAGAGAUAAAAACUAUAGUCGAAGAAGAAGUACCUUUGAAGACUAUUGUUCCAGUCGCGGCAGAAUCUACAACUGGAGCAGAAAAAACUCAGGAUGGAGGUGAAGGUGCCUCUGUUUGGAAGGUAGCUAGGGCUGAUGCCUCUCCGGGGGAAAUUCAGAAGCUUAAAUUAUGCAGACAACGUAACCCAUCUGAAGCAUCAGACAGUUCUUCGUCUAGGAAAAAAUCUCACAAAUCGUAUGAAAGUGGUGAGGGUGACGGGGAGGAGGGUGACUCCGCAGAAGAGCUACCGAGGUUACGGAAGAGAGACGUCGGUGGCGUAUCGCAGGACGAUCCCUCCUCUUCGAACCCUGGUCAGGACUCCAAGGAAGAGGUAAGUCAUUGUAGGGAGAUCCUGCCCAGAACCACUUCAGCCAACUUCUUGUCUGACGAUAAACAAAACGUAGAUCGGCUAGCCGACAACGUCGACCAGGCUAUUCGUUACGACCCAAACUGUCCUGUCCAGAAGUCCCCAGAGACCAACGACAGGCAUGGGGAUACCAAUUCUAAUGGAAAUGAUUGCAACAAUAGCGAAGCUCCCGCUACCGGGCGGGAUGCUUCAGAGGAUUCUUUAAAAGAUCUAGGAGAAGGAAGGAAGGUUGAGGAGAUCGAAGUAAAAGUGGAUGUAAAGGAAGAAGUAGAGGCAGAGGUGAAGGCAAAAAUUCAAGUGAAAACAGAGGUAGAGGAAAAGGACAUAAUUGAGGCUAGUGAAAUGCCUGUAGAGGGUCAAAAAAUAGAGCCAGAUGCUAGCGCAAGGCCCCAAGAGUCGAGCAGUGACGAUGAAAGGCGUAAAAAGCAGAAUCCGGAGCCGGCUAUUGAGCCAAAAGCGCAGACAAGCCGACCCGAACUCCGUUCACAGCGUUCCACUAGGAGAAAGCAUCGGACUAAAUAUCACGAAUCUUCAGACUCUGAUACUCAAGAUUCUGAAGACGAGCCUUCUGAAAAAAAAAAUGAUGACUCUGUUUCCCAUGAGGAAGCCAAAGAACCAGAAAAAUCCAAAAGUAAGUCGCCGUCCCCUGAGACUAGGCUCAGUUUCUCUGCUGGUGAUAUAACUGAGUCUAAAAUUAUGAACAACGGUGAGGAUGAAGAACGGAUGAAUAACUUCAGCGACGAUAAACCUCAAGAUGAAAUUUCUGUCAAUUCUCGCCCUGUUGAAUACAAACCCGCCAAAGUCAAUUUGAAAAGAUCAUUCUCGGCAAGACUAGGAGAGAGUGAGGAGUCCGCAAAAAAAGAGGACAUUGAGAAAAACGAAGAUAGUGAAACUGCACUUUCUCAUGUUAAGGAAAAUCAUGGGGCAGUUGAGGAGACGGAUGUAAAAAAUUUGCCACGAAGACGUCGCUGGGGAACUACUGUUACGACUGAAGUUACUCCAGCCUUUACAGUAUCGACCGAUUCUUUGAAGGCUUUAGUACCUGGUGCAAAGCCACUGUCGAUAACGGAAGUAAAGCUUUCCAAAGAUGAUGACGAGGAAAAAGAGCGACGGAAUAAGGAGCGCGAGAAGAGACACUCAAUCAGUGAUGAUACCGGAGAACGCAAAGUAAAAGAGGAGGGUACCGCCAUAAGGAAUGAGAGUUUGAAAAGAGGGGAUCUCAAACACGAAAAUCACAUUGGGGCAAAGCGGAAGAUAUCCAUUCUCAAAGAAGCCCCACAUGUGCAAUCAUUAAGUCCGCCAUUGGCUAAGCCAACCAAUGUACUCCUCAUUAAAAACCUUGUACGACCAUUCACUUUGAACCAAAUCAAAGAACUCCUUUCUCGAACGGGUACUAUAGUAGAAAAUGGUUUUUGGAUCGAUGGAAUAAAGUCCAAGUGCUACGUUGCGUAUUCCAACGAGGAUCAGGCAUUUGAAACCAGACAGGCUCUGCAUGGAAUUUCUUGGCCAGUGUCAAAUCCCAAACGUCUUCAAGUUGAAUAUGGGACUAAAGAGGAUAUGGAACUUGCCCGCGAAUUGUCUAAGGAUCAGCCUAUCCUACGCAAAACAGAGCCUCUUCUUGGCAGUGACACUUGGCAGCAAGUAUGGGCUCGUGACGAGAAACAGAACGUUGGAGUUAAGGUGACUACAGUCCGAGAAUGGGACUUGGGAAAGGAGGAUGGUCACCAAAUGAAGGAAAAGGAACGGGACAAAAAAGAUUUGGAUAAGAAGAGGAGACAGAGAAGUCGUAGUCCACCCAUGGAACCCCACUUACCCCCGCCUGCACGCAAGUUUAAGAAGAAGGAAGAUGAACCACCACCAGCUAAGCUUCUGGACGAUUUAUUCAAGAAAACCAAAGCAAUGCCAUGUAUAUACUGGUUACCUCUCACCAACGAGCAGAUCGUGGUGAAGGAGGAGAUGCGACGGCAACAUAUGGCAGAGCAUGCGCGUAGACUUGAGGAGAUGAAGCGUGCGGAACGUAGCAGAGAUCCAGCAACACGUCGACGUCGCAGUCCAAGGAAAUAGACCCUAAUGUAUUCGCUCAUACCAUUACCCUCCCAAAAUAACCGAAGAUGACUGACGAUUAGACAGCCAAAGACUGGCAAUCAAAUACAAGAGCAGAAAUCUAUACACAAAUAGUUUACCAAACUAAAAAAAUCAAUACUUAUUGCAAAUAGUCGGUUUUUAAUGACGUAGGACUUUAUCCCCGUCUCUAUCGUUCUUUUUUUUAAGUUCUGUUCGCUGUUCCAUUCAGACGGUUUUGAAGUCGCGAUUUCUUUUAUUUUAUUCUUCUUUGUCUAAUAAUUCACGAAUGUUCAUGACUACAAAUCUAGUUACUGUUCAUAGUUACGUAAAGUACUGACGCAUUCGAGUCCAUACCUAGUCCUGGUCCUUUUUAUCCACAAUUUCAGCAUUAAACCAUAUUUCUUACAGGUCAACUACUACCGUUAGUACCGUUGGUCAAUUGAACUAAAUAUUUGCGCAGGGAUCGUCACCAACAGAUCCAUAAAUCUCUAUUGUUUUGGAUAUUGCACCAGGCCUCGAUAAUGAGAAUUCGCCCUCGACCUCGGCGAGAGGUAGGGGCCACGCCGUGGGAAUAGAAAAGAUAAACCUUUCGGGAUAAUGUCAAUCGAUCUACGUUUGAAAUGAUUAAAUGGCUAAAGACAUCACCGCAUCAUACGAGACGCUGGAAAUGCGCCAAAUAAUUAUAUUUCACGCGUUUUUUAUUUUACACAAACUGCACGUGAAAAGAGAGUCUAAAAACUACCGCAUUGCCGAAUAAAAUUUUAACAUUAUUAAUAGAUAAUUAUUGGUCGUAAGAAAUUAGCCGCAUUUAGAAUACCUAAGCGCAUCAGCGGAAGACCGAAAUCAACGCUAUGUUCUUUAAAACAGUUUCACAAACCUGAGAUGAAUCGGGUAGGGAUAGCUGGGGCCGUUCGGCGAUAUAAAAAUGAAAAACAAAGUCGCGACAUUCAAUGUGGCCGCAUCGCCAUUCGAAACCAUAUUGUAUAUAUUAUACCUGGUAUUCCCAAAUGUGACGUAUUAAAUUAUCAAUGAACAUACAAAUGGAUCCUAAGAAAUGAAAGAAAAUAUAAAGUACGCUAGCUCUCAUCCCUCUUAAUGGGAUACUCGCCCUUUUCGAAUAAUUAAAAGAUAUGUAGAAAAAUCUACUUGGUAGUUUAUGAAUAAAAAAGUAAAGGUGGAAUUUA
This is a messenger RNA of Athalia rosae (coleseed sawfly), 4083 nucleotides long. RefSeq names its product apoptotic chromatin condensation inducer in the nucleus (gene Acn). The record is from RefSeq and is a predicted model, not a curated record. The transcript is spliced from 9 exons. Gene Ontology annotation, molecular function: RNA binding. Bases 215 to 2899 code for a protein of 894 amino acids. NCBI's taxonomy places the organism in Eukaryota, Metazoa, Arthropoda, Insecta, Hymenoptera, Athaliidae.